UAUGGGCCUGAGCCCAACCUUGUGCGGUACCAGAGUUUCGAGCGUCCGCCCCCGGAUUCACGGCCAUCUUCCUCUUCUUCCUCUUCUUCGUUCGGUUCUGUGAUCUACGUUCUACCUGCACGGUGAUUAUUGAUCGUCCUCCGGUGUUACGCCGACUUAGAUCGCAUCUAGAGAAGGAAUCGCAGGAGGCCUCACGUCUCCGAUCGUCGGUAUGAUUCAACUCCCGGCAGUAUCGGUAAAACCGCUGUUCAGCGUAUUGGUGGUCACUCUCUCUGUCCUCCUCGCCAUUUCCGUGCUCGCUCCUCGUUCUAUCUUCUCUCAGACCUCCUUCUCGUCCCUUUCCAGAGAGAAUGUCGACAUAUGGAGCGUGAGGAGGAUGUUGGAAUGGAGACCUUGCAAAUGGUGGCUUCAAGGACAUCUGAUCCCUCUCUCAGAGAAGAGUAAUGGAUACAUCCGAAUCGAUUGCUACGGUGGCCUCAAUCAGAUGAGAAGAGAUCUAUGUGAUGGUAUUGGCAUUGCUCGUCUGUUGAACGCCACACUUGUUAUGCCAAAAUUUGAAGUUGCAGCCUACUGGAAUGAAUCAAGUGGUUUUGCAGAUGUCUUUGACGUUGACUACUUCAUUCAACAAAUGACUGGCUUUGUGAGAGUUGCUAAAGAGUUGCCCCCGGAGUUUGCAUCGAAGGAACCCUUUCCAGUAGAUUCUAGCAAACGCAAAGGCCAAUUUGAUUACCUUGAAAGUGUCCUUCCAUCUUUAUUGGAACAUCAAUAUAUAUCUUUUACACCAGCAAUGAGCCAAAGACGGGAUAGAUAUCCAGAGUAUGCAAAGGCUGCUUUCUGUCAAGGCUGUUACAGUGCAUUACACUUGACCAAAUCUUUGGAGAAGAAAGCUUCUGAGCUCCUCCUGGCCAUACCGAAGCCCUUUCUUGCACUUCACCUCCGUUUUGAACCCGACAUGGUUGCUUACAGCCAAUGUGAGUACACAGGUCUCUCACCAUCCUCUAUGGAAGCCAUCAAAGCAGCUCGGGGAGAUAAAAAACCGUGGACUGGUGAUCUGGCCAAAAUUUGGAGAAGACGGGGAAAAUGCCCCCUUACACCAAAAGAGACGGCCUUUAUACUCAAGGCUCUUCGGAUCCCUACCAAUACACAUAUUUAUCUUGCUGCUGGUGAUGGCAUCAUGGAAAUUGAAGGGCUGACAUCUGUCUACACUAAUGUGGUCACCAAAUCUGCGCUUCUCAGUGGUGAGGAUUUCGGAAACAUGCAUGGGAACACAAAAGCCGCUUUGGAUUACUAUGUUUCAAUAAAUAGCGAUGCCUACAUGGCUACAUACUUUGGGAACAUGGACAAGAUGGUUGCAGCCAUGCGCGCCUUCAAGGGCCUGCACAAAACUCUUUUCUUGAGCAGAAGAGCAUUUUCAGAACUUACUUACAUGGGCUUCAGAGGGAAAAGGUUGGCGCGAGCACUUUGGGAGGCACAUAGAGAUGAUUUUGUAAUGGGAAGAGGAUCUGCAUUGCCGGAUUGCUUUUGCGAGUUCAAAUUGUGAUCUUGAGGUCUCUGCUUCAAAAAGUUUAUCCUUUUUCCUC
Molecule: messenger RNA, 1580 nt
Organism: Rhodamnia argentea
Lineage: Eukaryota; Viridiplantae; Streptophyta; Magnoliopsida; Myrtales; Myrtaceae
Product: O-fucosyltransferase 13
Exons: 6
Coding region: 212-1540 (442 amino acids)
Cellular component (GO): cytoplasm
Source: RefSeq, a predicted model, not a curated record